Messenger RNA from Mustela lutreola (European mink), 819 nucleotides. Its product is annotated as iron-sulfur cluster assembly enzyme ISCU-like. Gene Ontology annotation, molecular function: 2 iron, 2 sulfur cluster binding; ferrous iron binding. Gene Ontology annotation, cellular component: cytoplasm; mitochondrial matrix. The record is from RefSeq and is a predicted model, not a curated record. NCBI's taxonomy places the organism in Eukaryota, Metazoa, Chordata, Mammalia, Carnivora, Mustelidae. The coding region runs from base 103 to 396 and encodes 97 amino acids. Gene Ontology annotation, biological process: iron-sulfur cluster assembly; intracellular iron ion homeostasis. The transcript has a single exon.
GUUGUUGAUCAUUAUGAAAAUCCUAGAAAUGUGGGAUCCCUUGACAAGACUUCAAAAAAUGUCGGAACUGGAUUGGUGGGGGCGCCAGCAUGUGGUGAUGUAAUGAAACUGCAGAUUCAAGUGGAUGAAAAGGGGAAGAUUGUGGAUGCCAGGUUUAAAACAUUUGGCUGUGGGUCUGCUAUUGCCUCUAGCUCAUUAGCCACUGAAUGGGUAAAAGGGAAGACGGUGGAAGAAGCCUUGACGAUUAAGAACACGGACAUCGCCAAGGAGCUCUGUCUGCCCCCCGUGAAGCUGCACUGCUCCAUGCUGGCUGAAGACGCAAUCAAGGCUGCCCUAGCAGAUUACAAACUGAAACAAGAAUCCACAAAAGGAGAGGCAGAGAAGGAGAAGAAAUGAGCCCUCGGCGAAGCAUCUAGCGGUCAGACCUGCUGUCACUACAGAUGUUCAGAAGCCACCACCCCCACUACAGUAAAAGAGCUCGGAGUCACGCACAGUGCUUGCUGGUCACGUGGCAGCUCCCAUACCAGCAAUAUACACCGUUUACUUGUUCUAAGUCCUGUGCUUUCUUUCGGCCCACUCUUAGCACCUUAACCCCAUUUGUAUAUAUUUUGAAUUGUGCGCAUGGCCUCUAACGGAAAUCAGUCACAAAUUCUCAAGUGUGGUAGUCAAAGUGCGCAAAUACCUAAUUUCACCUGAAACUGUCUUGGGGAAGAUUACCAGUAGAAGGCUGUGAUAUUAUUUGAUAGAACCAAUUAUUGUACAUAAAACAGAUGUGCAUAUAUAUAUACACAUAUAUAUAAAAUAAAGGAUAUAAGACCA